AUGAAUCUUGCAUAUCUUUUUUUUUUUCUCUUAUUCCUUUUGACCAAGAGUGUAAACAACUCUGAAAUAUGCACUACUCUCCUCCUAACUGUCUCCCCCCCCCCCCCCUCCUAUUUUCUCCUCGCUGUCUCCCCCCCCGUCUCCCCUCCCUCUAUUUUCUCCCCAUUUUUCUCCCCUGUCUCCCCCCCCUUUACUUGUCUCCCCUCCCUCUAUUUUCUCUCCCCCCCCCGCUCUAUUUUCUCCUCACUGUCUCCCCCCUCUCCCUCAUUGCUCUAUUUUCUCCUAUUUUCUCCUCUGUCUCCCCCCCUCCCGCUCUAUUUUCUUUCCUGUCUCCCCCCGCUCUAUUUUUAUCCCUUGUCUCCCCCCGCUCUAUUUUCUCCUCGCUGUCUCCCCCCCUCCAUUUAUAAUACUAACAAAGUCUCCCUUUUCUUUUUUUGUCUCCCCCCCCAAAAACAUUUUCUCCUUACUGUCUCCCCCCCCUCCAAUUCCAUUUUCUCCUCGCUGUCUCCCCCCCCCCCAUUUUCUCUAUUUUUUUCCUCGCUGUCUCCCCCCCACACUUUAUCUCCUUUCUGUGUGUACAAUUUGUAUUUUUGA
Acanthosepion pharaonis is the source of this 594-nucleotide messenger RNA. Lineage: Eukaryota; Metazoa; Mollusca; Cephalopoda; Sepiida; Sepiidae. The record is from the annotation of a GenBank genome assembly.